CCGGUAUUUACGUAACUCCUAGCUGGAAUGGACUCUGCGUGGUAUCAAAAGAUCAUCCCGUUUAUGAAUAUUAAAAUAUCAAACAAGCGCGCGUAGCUCUACAUGUAAACAUGUCGUAUCUGCCCAUCGCCCUUUGAGCGCUCCUAACGAUCGUCUCCGACGCAUUUACGUAGAUCGCAUCGCCCAGCUGACUGGUGAUUGAAGACGCGGACAACGCGGAUACCCAAUCUGUCCACUUUCGUAGAGGCGGACUGAUCGGAGUCUCCGGCGUGUACCCAUGGCCACCGAGGCCGUGACUGUGGCCGAAGAGGCUCGACCAAACGUGGACCUCGAGCUAGAACAGCGUGUCAAAGGCACGUGCGGCCGCAUUUCGGAGAACGUGCAUAUAUUCGCGAACGAGCCGUCGCUGGCCUGCUACCGGCUGCAGGAGCACGUCCGCAAAUCGCUGCAGCCGACCGUCGAGAGGCGUCUGCAGAUGGCCGAGCUGCGGCAAGAGCUACGCGGCAAGUGUUACGACCUGGAUUACGCCAUCGCGGCGCUUCGCGGCUUCCAGCAGAGCCGGCAACACCUGGCCAAUGUGCAGGACCUGAUGCGCAACGCCGUCUUCAUGAAGCAGCAACUGGCGCAUCGCGAAGCUCGCGCUGCUGCCACCAGCAGUGCUGCUCAAUCGACUGGCCGUCGCCAGCAGCUGCUGCAUCAACAGCGGCUGUCGCUGGAUCUACCCCAAACGGCUGCCCGUCUGAGCAGCUCGCCCUCACUGGGCGCGGCCGACAUGCGCCUUGGGUCGCAGCGGUCAGCGUCUCCAAGGCGCCCGAGCGAUCAGCGUUAAAUCAAUUGAUCGAUUAUAUCAAAUAGAACCACCUUGUCCUAUAUGAGACAGCUGUGGACGCACCAGUCAAUUUCAGCCAUUAAAAAAAGCAGCAGUUUCAGCACCAAUCUCUCGACGUCGAAUUACGCCAUAUUGAACGAAUCGCCAAUCAGAGGCCGCAGCGGCCACCUGUGCCAACAAUCAGGCCAAUCAAGACGGCCCCCCUGAUAUGACGCAGACGGAAGGAGUUGCGUUGGUGGCGACAUCUAAUGAUGCAAGUUUAAACUAGAAUGUUUUAAGGCUUCUUUUUUCUUAGUAUGUACGUCUGCGUCCAUAGAAGAGCAAAAACAAAAUAACUUUAUGAUUUUUGCUAGCACAAUGAUUUGUGCGUUCAUUGGUUGAAUGUAGCACCACGAUAUGUUGCAACCAGCCACUUCUAUUUCAUUGCCGAUAAUAUUUACACUAAAGUGCAUGUUUACAGCGUGCUGAAACACCCAAGUUGAUGCGGUUUUAGUGAUGCUGGCGUCAUACGGCUGUACUUGUGCAAAGCAGGCUGGAUGGUGACCUGCAGUUGCGCGCUGCAUCAAGCUGUUUGAACGAUUGAUUGUCAUCACUGCAACAGUCUGUGGCGUGUGACUUGGACUAACGUCACGCUCACAUGUUGAUGGUGCAAAGACGUCUAAAUGUGGACAGUCUAGAGAGUUUUGUGCAAUUCAAGAACUGACACAAAGUGUGAAACAAGACAUGAAUUCAAGGCAGGGGUUCUUUUGACUUUCUUGGUGUCUUCAGGGCUCCUUUUGGUCACUGUUCUGGUAGGCUUUAGUUGCCAAGCAUCAACUAAAGCCUACCAGAAUCAUAUUUAGACUGUAGAAUGUAUAAGAAUCUAAAAUGAAACUUCUAGAGGCAUCUGAAUCCUCAUGCUGUAAAUGUUACAGCCCCUUCCCGCCAAUUCUGGCUAGUUUCUAUUGCCUGAAAGCUAUGCGCCUUCCUUCUAACACAGAAAAUUAUGGACUAAGUUUUCAAACAGGUAUUUUUAGUGACGAGUCCGAAAUACAAAAUCCCCACCCCCC
This is a messenger RNA of Rhipicephalus sanguineus (brown dog tick), 1878 nucleotides long. RefSeq names its product BLOC-1-related complex subunit 8. Gene Ontology annotation, cellular component: BORC complex. The transcript has a single exon. NCBI's taxonomy places the organism in Eukaryota, Metazoa, Arthropoda, Arachnida, Ixodida, Ixodidae. Bases 278 to 829 code for a protein of 183 amino acids. The record is from RefSeq and is a predicted model, not a curated record.